Molecule: messenger RNA, 3342 nt
Organism: Seminavis robusta
Lineage: Eukaryota; Bacillariophyta; Bacillariophyceae; Naviculales; Naviculaceae
Source: the annotation of a GenBank genome assembly
AUGACGAAGAAUCCUUAUCGCAAAGGCAACACUGCUGUUGCUGCUGCUCCCAAGAGGACAGCUUCCUCAGAUAACAACAAGAAGACUCUAAUAUCCACAGAACUGCAGGGCCUGCUUUCCAAGUUGCGUCCCUUUCAACGAGAAGCUUACGAAUUUGCCACCUUGGGUAAGGUCUCUUCCAGGCUUCAACCGUCAUCUGAUUUCCGUCAUGAUCCAGAUUUGUUGGGCAAGGGACGCAUCCUCUUGGCGGAUGAGAUGGGAUUGGGUAAAACGAUUACCAGUUUGGCCAUUAUGGCGCACUACAAAUCAGAAUGGCCAUUGCUCAUUUUGUGUCCAGCAUCUCUCCGUCACAUGUGGCCCGCCGAAAUUGAAAAGUUUCUACCCAGUAUCCCUCCGCAGGCAGUCUAUGUCGUCAAUGGAUUUAACGACAUUCACUUUGAAAAGAAACCAAACGUUCAAGUUGUCGUCGUCACAUUUAGUCUCCUCCAAAAUAGAUCCGCCGUGGCCCAACUACUCCAGACAUUCCACUUUCGAUGCAUUAUUGUCGACGAGUCCCAUAAUUUGAAGCAAAAAACAGCACAACGUUCGAAACUCGCCUUGCCCAUUUUAAAAGAGGCACAACGGCUCGUUCUCUUGUCGGGAACUCCCGCAAUGGCACGGCCCGUCGAAUUGUGGCUGCAGCUACAUGUGCUUUCACCCACGCUCUUUGGCAAAUACACGGACUUUACCAACACGUAUUGUGGCGCCAAACGCAUCUUUGGACGGUGGGAUGUGUCCGGACUCUCCAAUGCGAAAGAAUUGCAUGCAAAACUACAACAAGUCAUGGUACGACGACUCAAAUGCAAUGUCUUGCACGAAUUGCCACCCAAACAACGAUCCGUCAUCCCCAUUCACACCAUUGCCGACAAGACCAAACUCAAAGAAACGCAACAACUCUUACAAGAAUUAAAAGGCACUCGUCUCUCCGUGGCCCAAUUGGUGGGAGACGAUCAACGAACGGCCAGUUUUGAGGCCAAAACCUUGUUUCAGCAAGCCUAUCAAGCCGGUGGGAUGAUCAAGGCACAAGCUGUGGCAGAUUAUCUCGUCGAUUGGAUUGCCGGAGCGGGGACACAAAAGGUACUCGUCUUUUGCCAUCACAAGGCGGUCAUGGAUACCCUCGAAUUGGCCAUUUCCAAGUCCCUCAAGGGAGUCGGUCAUAUUCGAAUUGACGGCAGUGUUGCUUCCAAUGAACGAGCCAAACUGGUCCGCAAAUUCCAGACAAGUGUCCAAGUUCGCGUGGCACUGUUGAGCAUGACGGCGGCAGGAGUCGGAUUGACCUUGACGGCCGCAUCCAAUGUCAUGUUUGCCGAACUCCAUUAUACUCCCGGAGUCUUGGCCCAGGCCGAAGAUCGGGCUCAUCGCAUUGGACAGCGCAAUGCUGUCAAUAUCAUGUACUUUAUUUGCAAGGAUCCCACCAUUUCGGUCGAUUUGCAACUCUGGAACAUGUUGGGACGCAAAGUUGGAACCUUGGAACAAGUCAUCGAGGGUGGCACAGGAAAGGAGCGAGCGGCACUGGCGGCAGUGGAACAAGAAGAACAGCAACCACGACAACAAUCGGCUCAAGAAGAGCUCACAACCUUUUUUGCCGAGACGGCCGCCGCCGAAGCAAAGGCGCCACCAAAGGUGGCCACCAAAGGGUCCAUCUUGAGCUUUUUCCAAAAGAAGAAAGCCUCAAAUGAGGUUUCUGCCGCCACUACCAAUAAUAAUUCAGUUGCAGCGAGCAAACCACAGGCAGUACGGAGACCGGAGAAGAAGAAACAGCUUCCUACUAGGAGUUGUAGUUUCGACGAGAACCAGGAAGCAAGCCCGACAAGGAGUGUUCCCGAGAAGACCAAGAAAGAUGACAAGGUGGAGUGGGCAUGCCAAGCUUGUACAUUCGUCAACUGCAAGAAAGCAGCAUCGGUCAUGGCCUGUCACAUUUGUCAAACAGUCUUUGAUCACAAGAAGGAAGCAUCAUCGGUCAAAUCAGCUAAACAAUCUCAGCGUCCAAAGAAACAAUCAACUCCAAGUAGAAAUGCAUCUCCAUUGGCGCUGCAAGUGCCAAUGUCUUCCAAGCCCUCAAGCUCGCCUGAUGUGAUUGUCCUUGACGAUGAUGACGCCGGCGCGAAGCCAACCGCGACAAAAUCCCAUAAGAAACGAAAGGACCGACCUGAUGUCGUUGUCAUUGAUGUUGAUACCAAACAAGAACCGGCAAAGAAGCCAAAAAAGUCGUCUAUUGCGACGAUUUCAACAGCAGCGUCACCCGCGGAAAUGCUGACAUUCAGCGUCUCCAAGAAUAGUGGGCGCUUCACGUUGCACUACAACGAAACCAACACUUCCACUUUCCAGAACUUUGCCGCUGAUGAUGUUCUCACUGAGAAAACCGUCAUUGCUCUGGAGGAUGCCCAGACGAAACGAGGAAAGUCAACCGACCCAACUUGCAUCGCUUUCAAUCAAUUGUCGGUCAUGGAAAUUAUUCAAAGACUAGACUCUAGCAUUGUCAGUUCUCCGCCAAAACAACAGCAAUGCGCCAGGGAGACGGAAGAAUUCGUCCGGUCCUAUUUGGCACUGAGGGAAGUGCAUCGAAAGGCAAUCAAGGACUCUGGCGAAGCCUUUUCAUCCAAGAAUCUUGCGCAGAGUGCUGCCAAAUUGCUCACGAUGAAGAAUACAAGUGCAUUGCACAAAUCCUCUACGGAUCGGUACAGCGGAGGCGCCAAGGAACGAGCCGGAGAACGGCUGAAAGAUGGCACGGCCAGCAAGGAGGACAUGGAUGUGCUCAAGGGUGACAACUGUGCUUGGUGUGCAGGUGCUCUGUCAGAUGCCUCGAAACUCGCCAAGGCGGUGUACUGUUCUCAAGCUUGUGCCGAAGAGGGUCGGAUCCGUCGCGGUGGAAUGUUUGCUUCGAGCCGCAUCCGUGAACAAGUGUUUGCCCUGGAAGGUGGCGUUUGUCAGUUGUGUGGAGUCAACGCCCAUGCCCUCUUUCUUCGUAUCAAGUCUCUCCCUCCAUCAGAACGGUUGAGUGUUCUUUGCAAUGCCAAGUGGAAGUUGCCCAAGAGUCGUCGUGCUCUGGAGCGUCUCCUACAGGAUCCCACAGAGGGCAGCUUUUGGCAAGCCGACCACAUACAAGCAGUAGCCGAAGGAGGUGGAGGUUGUGGCAUUGACAAUUUGAGGUCGCUCUGUGUUCCUUGCCAUACAAUAGAAACCGAAAAGCUUCGUGGACGGCUAAAAUUGAAUGGAGGCAGCGGUCUAAGUCAGGACGAUGGCGUAGAGUCGAGAGCAGGGAAAUUGAAGCAGAUGGAUAUCCGGGAUGUGUUCACGAGAUAA